Molecule: messenger RNA, 2404 nt
Organism: Homarus americanus (American lobster)
Lineage: Eukaryota; Metazoa; Arthropoda; Malacostraca; Decapoda; Nephropidae
Exons: 5
Coding region: 4-453 (149 amino acids)
Source: RefSeq, a predicted model, not a curated record
GACAUGGUCUACCACCACCACCUGAUCGGCGUCUACAUCUUAAUGUUCGCCUUCACCCUGUUCUUCCUGGAGAUCACGUGGGCCAUCACCCUCUUUCUCCGUGUGUGUAUAAGGAACGAGACGAGCAGGGUGUUGGGGUGUUGGUCAGUGGUACUCUGGCUGGACACAUGGAAGAAAUCACUCAUCUACUGGGCCGCUGCAGCCGUCAUCCUCCUCCGCCCACACAGACUAUGGUUGACAUCCGUUUCAGGAGGUCUGUUGAUUGGCCUGGGCGUCUUUCACCUUUUGCUACUCUACAAAAAGAAGUUGGAAGCGAAAGAGGCUCUGCUGGAGGCCAAGGAAGAUUCUUACGACAGGUACGAGGAUGAGAUGGACUCAGCCGUGCCAGAAGGUGUCAACACUCACACUGACUCAGACACUGCCUCCACUCACGACUAUAUCCUGCAGGUGUAGUCAGGUCUCUCUGUCGCCCCUCCCUGGCCCACCACACACCUUCUUUGUUGGCCUCACAGGGUGAUCACGCCCCCCUCCCCAACAUUUGAGGGUGAUCACGCUCAUCCCUAACACUUGGGGAUGGUCACGCCCCCCUCCCUGACACUUGAGGAUGGUCACGUAUGAUAUGUACUGUAGGUUUCAUAGGGUGUACACCAUCAAUCCUGGCUGACCACGCCCACCUUGGUGCUCUAGAUGCUGACCAUGCCCCACUUGGUAAUCUAGAGGUUGACCACACCCACACUAAUGUCCCUCAAGGACCAUCAUGCCAAGCCUGGUGCACUGGAGGAUGAGCACGCCCAUAUAAGAUUCUCUGGAGGAGCACCACGCCCACGAAAGAGGAUCAUCACGCUCACGAAAGGGUAUCAUCACGCCCACGGAAGAGGAUCACCACGCCCACGGAAGAGGAUCACCACGCCCACGGAAGAGGAUCACCACGCCCACGGAAGAGGAUCACCACACCCACGGAAGAGGAUCACCACGCCCACGAAAGGGGAUCACCACGCCAACGGAAGAGGAUCACCACACCCACGGAAGAGGGUUACCACGCCCAUGAAAGAGGAUCUCACGGGUUAAAUACACAAUGACGAAGUAAACAUAAUCUUCUGAUAACCUAAUACCAGAUUCACUUUAGUUGUGGCUGUACUGCUCUCUCACACCACAUGUCUUACCUCCCACACCAUCCAUCACUUUUGACACCAUACUCAUUACUACACUACUCUCACAGACACCAUACCAGACGGUGUCUAUAUAAUGCAUACAUGAUACUAGCAUACAUACAUACAUACACAUACAUACAAGUAAACGUAUGUGUAUAUAACUAAUUAACGCAGUAAAGAGCCAACAGUUUUAUCUACUAGAGCUGAGAUGCAAAUCCUUAACCACAAUAAAUAUUUUCUUUCAUAAUACAGUACACAUUCUAUACAUUAAAACAAGAUGUGUCACUAAUUACUAACACUAAUAACACUUUAAGGCUGAGUCAUGUACGAUUCAGUUGCCGACACUAUGAAACUUAAGGAAAUUAUUUAAAAUACACAGAACUGAAGGUCACUGAUGGUUUCAUAUUUACAUUAGUUUUCAAUGGAACAGUGAUGUCACUGGUAUUGUGCAUGAAAUAAUAAUAUGAACCGUAAAUAAUAGAGUCGGUUAUGUUACCUAGCGUGUUACCUCUGGUCAAGAACAAGUGUGUGUUUGUAGAAGUGAAUUAUUGGUGUAAAUGAUUUCAUAAUGGUAAUAUAAUGGACUGAGUUAAUAUUUUCCUGAUGUUCAACUAAACGCAGACGUAGAGGAUGACGCUGGAUGAGAUGUGUUACUGGCUAAUUGGACCCCAGUCGGAACUCAAACGUAAUGUAACGUAACGUAACCUACCUAUUGGAAUUAAAGCCCUAUCCUAAUGGGCCCUAGUCCUAAGGGGCUCAAAGUUCUAAUGGAUUCUUUAUGAUUAGUUUAGGUUAGGUUAGGUUAUGUAGUAAGUGUCCAAUAAGACGGGAGGGGAUACUUUUUGACCUUAAACAGUUGGAAAUGUGCAGUAGUAAUUUUUUGUUCUUAUUAACGCACAACCAACUGUCUCUUUUGCUUAACUUAUUCAGUACCAACACAGUCUACCUGUUCUCUGUACUGUAUGACAAAAUUUCUGUUUCUUUCUUUUAACUAAAUUAUCCAUUGUUCAUCGUUCAACUGUUCGACUCUGUACAUAUAGCAAUAGUUAUAUAUAAUUAGAAAAAUUAGUUUGUUUUUUACUUGUCAAACAAUCUCAUGAAAUAUAAGACACCGUAGAGAUAUUAAUACCACAAAGGUCAUUUGUUGAUAAAUUUGUUCUGUUCAAGUUGGUUUAUUAACACUUCUUACAUUUAUUGGUGGUCAAGAUAAUGUUAUUCUGCCCGAGACACUCAGCUCUCGCACACCAUUUGUA